Messenger RNA from Caretta caretta (loggerhead turtle), 2179 nucleotides. Its product is annotated as vesicular inhibitory amino acid transporter-like. Lineage: Eukaryota; Metazoa; Chordata; Testudines; Cheloniidae. Gene Ontology annotation, biological process: amino acid transmembrane transport. Gene Ontology annotation, molecular function: L-amino acid transmembrane transporter activity. Gene Ontology annotation, cellular component: vacuolar membrane. The record is from RefSeq and is a predicted model, not a curated record.
GACCCUGGGGAUGUUCCUUUAGUUUGCCAUUUGAAACUGACACAAAUAAAAGACUGAAGGCCAACAGACCUCAUAAAUCAUAGCUUCAGUGUCAAUGCUAAUUAACAAAGGGACUAACAACACACAACUACUGCAAAAAAUAAAGACAGCCAGGAAAAGAUUUUAUUUUAAUAGCUGGUAUUCAGGAUGGCUUACCUGAAGCAGACUCUUUCAUCUCUUCCCCAUUGCUUUAGGGGUACACAGUCCCUAUUUUUCAGGCUGGUGAAAUGGGAAGGUUGCCUAGAUGUUGAAGAAGAAAAUGUGAAUUUUGCCAGAAGGGAUGAGCUUAACCGGACCCACAGCGAGGAAAAGGAGGAACAAGAUGCUACCAAGACCCUUGAGUUUAAUGUCUCCCACCAGGAUCCAGGAUAUCAAUCCAAGGCUCACAUGCAAGGUGCCCAGAUCAAACUGAUCACCACUUGGGAAGCUGGAUGGAAUGUUACCAACGCCAUACAGGGAAUUUUUGUUCUAGGAUUGCCAUAUGCUCUUCUCCACAGUGGAUACAGUGGGCUGUUUCUUAUUAUCCUGGCUGCAAUGUUCUGCUGCUAUACUGGCAAAAUUCUAAUCGCUUGCUUGUACGAAGAAGAUGAAGACGGGCAGCUCAUAAGAGUGAGAGACACAUACGAAGACAUUGCCAAUGCCUGCUGUAAAAAGCGAUUUCCCAAACUAGGUGGCAUAGUUGUCAAUGUGACCCAGGUGAUGGAACUGAUCAUGACGUGCAUUUUGUAUCUGGUUGUUAGUGGGAACUUGCUGUCACAUAGUUUUCCAUAUUUACCAGUGACUGAGAAAACUUGGUCUGUAAUUGUGUUUGUAACACUGCUGCCUUGUGUGUUUAUCAAAACUCUCAGCAUUGUUUCCAAACUCAGCCUGCUUUGCUCCUUAGUCCAUUUCAUUAUCAUCUUCAUAGUGAUGAGUUACUGUCUGACACAAAUACAUCAGUGGUCUUGGACAAGAUUUAGACUCCCCAUUGAGUUUGAGGAUUUCCUGGUCUCAGUGGGGGUGAUCAUUUUCAGCUACACUUCACAAAUAUUUCUUCCUACUCUUGAAGGGAACAUGAAAAACCCAAAGGAAUUUAGCUGUAUGUUGAACUGGACUCACUUUUUUGCUUGUCUCUUCAAGACAGCCUUUGCACUUACUGCAUUCCUGACUUGGGGCGAAGAGACAAAGGAAGUUAUUACUGACAACCUGCCAUCAUCCCUAAAAACCCUGGUGAAUUUGUGCUUCUUAGCCAAGGCUCUUCUGUCUUACCCAUUGCCCUUUUUUGCAGUCACAGAAAUAUUGCAUACUUGCAUAUCUAGCAGCAAGCGUUCUGAUUACAGAACCCCACUGUUUAUUGUAGUUUUAAGAGGCUUGGCCCUCUUGUUUACUCUGCUGAUGGCCAUGUUCAUACCACAUUUUGCUCUGCUGAUGGGUUUAACAGGCAGUGUAACAGGUGCUGCUAUGACUUUUCUUCUUCCUUCUAUUUUCCACUUAAAACUUAAAUGGGGAAAGUUAGUGUUCUUGGAGAAAUGUGCAGCCAUUUCUCUUUUUACUGUGGGUUUCCUUUGCAGCUUAUCAGGUAUAGUCUGCUCAAUAAAAGGGCUGAUUGAAGCAUUUGGACGAAGGUAGAAAGGCCAUCUUGAAAAUCUGAUGAUAUACUCUUGAGUAUUACCACUGUGAAUGCAAUUCCAAAAUUAAUAUAUGACACAGCACAAAUGUGCUUUAAUAUAAGAACUAUUACUUGUUUUUAAAAUGAGUAAAGAAAGAAAAACAAUUUUGUUUACAAUUAAAAUAUUUUGUCAUUGAAUUGAAAUGGAAGUUUCAUUUGCUCUCAUGUUCAACAUUAACAGUGCUAUACCAAGCAAAAUAGAAGCACUUUUAAUAGACCAUUCCCACUUUUAAUUCACAGUUAUUUGUGCGUAUAUAUGUUCUUAAAGGAACUGUAGCUAAUCAGUGCCGUUUUCCUGGAAGUCAGUUUCUAAGAUUCAUUCUCCUGCAAUGCAUUUAUCCUAUUGGUUUGAUUACAAGAUGUCUUACUAGUAGAAUGAAGAAGUUAAUAUGCUGUUCACUUUCUGUAUUAGGCAGAAAAUUUCUUUGAUCUUUUUAUUUUAUCUGACUAAAUUAAAAGCUGAAAUGAAGUAAAUCAAGUUCAAUAAACAAA